AUGGCACACUCAGAGCGUCAGAAUGAAUACUUCAUUGAGAAAGACGGCAUCAGCCGCGAGGUGAUACAAGCAGAUAUCUGUCGCUAUCUUGGAAAUGACGCCCUUGUCAAGCCUGGGGUUCACCAGGGUCGCCCGGGAUAUUUUAUUCGUGCUUAUCGAAACUUGACUUCGGAGAUGAUCGCUGAUCUUAAAGCCGAUUCGGCUCGAUGGGAAGCGGAGACGUCUCGCAGAGCUGAGAGAGGGCACCCCAGAGGUAAAUGUUAUCCUCCGGCACAUAUGCUACAGCGCCCUAACAGCGUUUCAGCCUCUUAUAAUUCCUCCGCCAUCCACGAAUCUCGGCAACAAGCGACAUACGCUCCUGCUACCACUUCACAACCGUACAUGGAUCCAUAUGGCUCAUCGCAAAAUGCAUAUCCUCCUCAGCCAAAUGCACCUGGAUAUCCACAAACAUUCAGCCAGCCCUCCGGUUAUCCUUCGGAUCCGGCUACAUAUGGCACUAAUCCAAAUGCAUAUGCCCCAGGACAAUCAUCAGCUCCCGUGGUCACAACUGCAGAAAUGCAGCCAUCGUAUACAUACACCCCUGGCAACGCCUAUCCAUAUGCAGAUAGCCGGGCAGCUCCCCGCUACACCGGCCAAGGAUAUGAAAAUGACGGCCCAGAAUACCCACCGGUCGCUACCACGGGUAUGGGCUAUCCCCCAACGACUGCUCCCGAUCCUCGGAUGAUGGAUCCCAGAUACUCCCCUGAAAAUGCCUACCAGGACCCCAGGGCCCCAGUUAGCAGGACACUUCCGCCAAGGGAUAGAGAUGCUCAGCGUCGGCCUCGCUAA
Molecule: messenger RNA, 828 nt
Organism: Uncinocarpus reesii 1704
Lineage: Eukaryota; Fungi; Ascomycota; Eurotiomycetes; Onygenales; Onygenaceae
Exons: 3
Coding region: 1-828 (275 amino acids)
Source: RefSeq, a predicted model, not a curated record